Messenger RNA from Morus notabilis, 3021 nucleotides. RefSeq names its product receptor-like serine/threonine-protein kinase SD1-8. Gene Ontology annotation, molecular function: ATP binding; protein serine/threonine kinase activity. Gene Ontology annotation, biological process: protein phosphorylation; recognition of pollen. The transcript has 7 exons. Bases 266 to 2767 code for a protein of 833 amino acids. The record is from RefSeq and is a predicted model, not a curated record. Lineage: Eukaryota; Viridiplantae; Streptophyta; Magnoliopsida; Rosales; Moraceae.
CCCCUUUCCAAUUCUGAAACUGUGCGUUUUUCACGGCCAUGGUCUACAGUCUACACAAAGAAACAAGGAACACCAAGAAAAUAGCUAAGCUAAAUUCCCUCUGCUUUCCUAUUUUUGUCGGUAACCUUGUGCGCUUUCCUUUCCCUAUCGAACACUAAUUGUCUUCCACGCCAAGAAACCCAAUAAGUUCACCACCACCCCUACCUAAUGCCUUUCACAAUGAAGAGAACUCAAGAGAGUGAAAAGCACUAGUUUGUUUAACAAUAUGAGGGGUUUAACAAAGAGAUGGUCUUUUGCCAUCUUUUGCCUCACUUUCUUCACCACUCUCUUCCCAAUCUCGCUCUCUGCAGAUACCUUAUCUUCGACCGAAAGUCUCACCAAUAACCGGACCCUCGUCUCCGCCAGCGAGGUCUUCGAGUUUGGCCUUUUCAGGCCUGGCAGCAAAGGAUGGUACUUGGGCAUUUGGUACAAGAAAAUCCCCACCGAAACAUACGUUUGGGUCGCAAACAGAGACACCCCUCUUCUGAAUUCCUCAGCAACUCUCAAGUUCGACGAUCAUGGAAGCCUUGUCCUUCUCGAUCCCUCCGGGAACAUCACGUGGUCGGCGAAUCAAACCCGAACAGCACAAAACCUGGUUCUGCAGCUUUUAGAUUCCGGCAAUCUCGUCGUCAGAGAAGAAAACGACGAUGACCCAGAAAAUUACUUGUGGCAGAGCUUUCACUAUCCUACGGAUACUCUGUUACCGGGUAUGAAGCUCGGAUGGGACUUCGGUUUCGAAACGUACUUGUCGUCGUGGAAAACCACGAGCGACCCUUCAACGGGAGACUACUCUUUCAAGCUCGAUCCCCGCGGAUUCCCGGAGAUUUUCCUGAGAAACAAUCAGGUGAUAACAUACCGUAGCGGGCCUUGGAACGGGAAUAGAUUCAGCGGAGUACCCGAAAUGGCGCCGGUAAAAGGUAUUCAAUUCAGCUUUGUUGACCGCGAAGAUGAGGUUUAUUACACGUUUUCCAUAAGCAACAAUUAUCUUCUGUCUCGUUUGGUGGUCGGUCCUUCUGGAGUUCUCGACCGGUUCACAUGGGUCGAGAGCAGCCAAACAUGGAACACGUUCUGGUACGCUCCCAAGGACCAAUGCGACGACUACAAAGAGUGCGGUCCAUACGGCGUUUGCGACUCGAACGCUUCGCCGGUGUGCAAGUGCCUGAAGGCGUUUGCGCCGAGGAAUCCGCAGGCGUGGGAGCUGAGAGAUGGGUCGGACGGGUGCGUUAGGAGGACGGAGUUGGGGUGCAACAGUGACAAGAUUUGGACGGCGAAGAACGUCAAGUUGCCGGAGAGUUCGAGCGCUUUCGUCGACCGGAACAUGAGUCUGGAAGAGUGUAGGAAGCUUUGUCUGGAGAAUUGUUCAUGCACGGCUUAUGCCAACGCCGACAUUGAAAAUGGAGGGACGGGGUGUGUCACAUGGAGCGGUGAGCUAAUCGACAUUAGGGACUAUGCUGAAGGUGGACAAGUUCUCUACGUCAGGUUGGCAGCUGCUGAUUUAGAAAAUGAUUGGACGCCAAAGAAAAUAAUCAUUAUCGUGGCAGUUGCUGUUGGUAUCUGCGUUCUAUUAUCAGUACUAUUUGUCGUGUGGAGGAGGAAGGCUAAAGAAAAUACAGAGACUAGAGGUCCACGUGAAAAGAGCCAGGAUUUACUGUUGAAUGAAAUGGUCAAUUCAAAGAGAGAGGGCUACUCGGGUGAAAGGGAUAAGGAUGAGCUAGAUUUGCCAUUGUUCGAUUAUCGUACAAUGGCAAUGGCUACGAAUAACUUUUCUGAUGAAAACAAACUGGGACAAGGUGGUUUCGGCAGUGUUUAUAAGGGUAUGUUAGUAGAAGGGCAAGAAAUUGCUGUGAAGAGGCUCGCAAAGAACUCCGCCCAAGGGAUUGAAGAAUUCAAAAACGAGGUCAGAUUGAUUGCUAAGCUUCAACACAUUAAUCUGGUCCGUUUACUUGGCUUCUGCAUUGAGAUGGACGACAAGAUGCUGAUAUACGAAUACAUGGAAAAUAGAAGCUUGGAUUCUAUUUUAUUCAAUAAGGCGAAAAGCUCUUUGCUUGAUUGGCAAAAGCGCUUCAAUAUUAUUUGUGGAAUUGCUCGUGGGCUUCUUUACCUUCACCAAGAUUCGCGAUUUAGAAUUAUUCAUAGGGACCUCAAGGCAAGCAACAUCCUGCUUGAUAGAGAAAUGACCCCAAAGAUAUCAGACUUUGGAAUGGCAAGAAUGUUUAGUAGGGAUCAGACUCAAGCAAACACAAUAAGAGUAGUGGGAACAUAUGGAUAUAUGUCUCCUGAAUAUGCAAUGGAUGGGCUCUUCUCGGUGAAAUCUGACGCCUUUAGUUUCGGUGUUCUGGUGCUGGAGAUCGUUAGUGGUAAAAAGAACAGGGGAUUUUAUCAUGCAAACAGUGAACUAAACCUUCUAGGACAUGCCUGGAAUCUAUGGAAGGAAGGAAAGGCGUUGGAACUCGUAGAUUCAUCAAUUGGUGAGUCAUACUCUGCCUCUGAGGUGUUAAGGUGCAUACAAGUCGGCCUCUUAUGCGUCCAAGAGCGUGCAGAAGAUAGACCUAAUAUGUGCUCUGUGGUUUUGACGCUGGGUAGCGAGACUGCAACAAUGCCUCAGCCUAAAAACCCCGGUUUUAGCCUCUGCAGGACUCCAGUUGACACCAAUUCAUGGUCGAGCAAGCAGGAAGAUCAAUCGUGCACUGUGAACCAAGUCACAGUCACAGUGAUAGAUGGCAGGUAGAAGCUACGUCCUUAUUAGACGUGCAUGUUUUUUCACUAUACAUCUUGUGUAACGAACCACAUUUUUCUGUACAUAUUGUUCCACAGAAUCUUCCUACAGUUUUUGAGUUCCAUAGAUUGUCAAAGCAUAAGAUUCAUUUUAAUUUGAUUUGUUUAGUUCAGUAAAUACGAGAUACUUGAUGUUUCAAGAGGAGCAUCUUUUCCUACUCCACAACCCUUUGCAUUACAGUAAUGAAGUCGAUGAAGAUUGGAACU